UCCUAUGCAGGCUGUGCUACCCAGGUCUUUUUCUUUAUUCUCUUUGUCGCAGCAGAGUUUUAUCUUCUCAUCAUCAUGGCCUAUGACCGCUACGUUGCCAUCUGCAAACCCCUGCACUAUGGGACAAUAAUGGCCAGCAGAACUUGUGUCAACAUGGCAGCAGCUGCCUGGGGCAGUACUUUUCUCUAUGCUGUGCUGCACACUGCCAAUACCUUUUCCCUCCCCCUCUGCCAAGGCAAUGCCCUGGACCAGUUCUUCUGUGAACUUCCCCAGAUCCUCAAGCUCUCCUGCUCAGAUGCCUACCUCAGAGAAGUUGGGCUUGUUGUGAUUAGUGCCUGUUUAUUAUUUGGGUGUUUUGUUUUCCUUGUGCUGUCUUAUGUGCAGAUCUUCAGGGCUGUGCUGAGGAUCCCCUCGAUGCAGGGCCGGCACAAAGCCUUUUCCACAUGCCUCCCUCACCUGGCUGUGGUCUCCCUGUUCAUCAGCACUGUCAUAUUUGCCUACCUGAAGCCCCCCUCCAUCUCUUCUCCAUCCCUCAACCUUUUGCUGGCAGUUGUGUACUCGGUGGUGCCCCCAGCAGUGAACCCCCUCAUCUACAGCAUGCAAAACAGGGAGCUCAAGGCUGCAGUUAGGAGACAGAUUUGGGGGAUGUUUUUCACAGAGUUUUAUGUUCUCACCAUUAUAGCCUACGAUCGCUACGUUGCCAUCUGCAAACCCCUGCACUAUGGGACAAUAAUGGCCAACAGAACUUGCGUCAACAUGGCAGCAGCUGCCUGGGGCAUUCUAUACUCGGUGGUGCCUUCCACACUGAACCCCCUCAUCUACAGCAUGAGGAACCAGGAGCUCAAGGAUGCAGUGUGGAAAGUGAUAACUGGAGGUUUUUCAGAAGCAAUAAAAUGCCUGUCUUUUGCAUAA
Cygnus atratus (black swan) is the source of this 912-nucleotide messenger RNA. Its product is annotated as olfactory receptor 14C36-like. Gene Ontology annotation, cellular component: membrane. The transcript is spliced from 3 exons. The coding region runs from base 76 to 912 and encodes 278 amino acids. Gene Ontology annotation, biological process: G protein-coupled receptor signaling pathway. The record is from RefSeq and is a predicted model, not a curated record. Lineage: Eukaryota; Metazoa; Chordata; Aves; Anseriformes; Anatidae. Gene Ontology annotation, molecular function: olfactory receptor activity; G protein-coupled receptor activity.